CUUGCAUGACGCGUCAGCGCCAUCUACUUCCCUUUAAAAACGUGAGCUUCGCUUGUCGCCUGAAAGUUUCGUAAGCAAUAACUACAAAUUAAUCAUAGAGAUAUAAAAUUACCAGCUUUUGGUAAGAUCGAAAUCUGGAUUUUAGAGAGGAUAGGCAGCCCACCGAAACCAGGGUCCACGGCCCUAGUGUCAUGAGUGGUUUAAUAAUAGCAGGGUUGGGUAUAGCAGCCCUAGGCAUUGCAGGUCGCUAUGCAGCAAAACAUGGCAAAGUUGCAGGAGAAAUGCUAAAAAAACAAAUUGAUGCCCUUCCUACUGCUGCAGGAAGCAAAUACUACAGGGGAGGCUUUGAUGCCAAGAUGACAAAGAGGGAAGCCUCUCUCAUUCUAGGAGUCAGUCCACAAGCCAGUAAAGCCAAAAUUAAGGAUGCUCACAAAAAGAUAAUGAUAGCAAAUCACCCAGACAGAGGUGGCUCCCCCUAUCUGGCAGCAAAAAUAAACGAAGCCAAAGACUUGUUAGAUGCCCACAAAUAGGGAAAGAUCUUCAGACACCACAUCAUCAUCAGUCUCAUCAUCAUAUCAGGAGUGUUCAGUAUUCAUUUCAUGUGAUUUCAGUGUAAAAAGCUUACAGAACUGGGACAAAGAGUAUGUUAUUUCAUAAAAAUUGAGAUGUUGCCUGGUUCAGAAUUGGCAAAAGUUAUGCAUUCGUGGAUUUGAAUGAAAGACAUGGGCGCACACUGCACACAAACAGCUCCAGUUUAUUUAUUUGUUUAUUUCUCAAAUAUAAAGUAAAUUUAGUGAUGCUGUAGCAGCUAAAUGUGAAUCAGAAAGGAUUUGAACCAGGAGGAAGUUCACAGUAUCCAAGACGUGGCUGUGUAAGAACUAAUUUUUGAUCUACUCAGAGGGUGCACACUGCACAGGUUCAGAAAAUUCAGAAACUUUGUAAGGAAAAGAAUAAGGUUGGUUUUUCUGUGCAACCUUGUAUUUUUAUUUAUUCAUUUUUGUGGUCUGAUGUGUCUCUGGCUUUCAAUAUUGUGACCUCUGUUCAUCUUAGAAUUAGAUAUUUUACUUCUUGAUAAAAAUUGAAAGCAGGUUUUCAAGGCAGUUAUUUGGUACGAAUUGUAUUUCAAUGCUGUUCAAAUCUGAGCUUGAAUAUUUUUCCUUGCAGAAUAGAGGAUUUAUUUGUCAAGUAAAAAGAAAAAAAAA
Messenger RNA from Lingula anatina, 1202 nucleotides. Its product is annotated as mitochondrial import inner membrane translocase subunit TIM14-like. The record is from RefSeq and is a predicted model, not a curated record. Gene Ontology annotation, cellular component: PAM complex, Tim23 associated import motor. Gene Ontology annotation, molecular function: ATPase activator activity. Lineage: Eukaryota; Metazoa; Brachiopoda; Lingulata; Lingulida; Lingulidae. Gene Ontology annotation, biological process: protein import into mitochondrial matrix.